UGUGACUGUUCUGUUAAACACCGCUUUUGUCGACUUGCGGGAAAUUGAACAAUGUGCAAGCGACUUGCAGCACUUCAACCGCCAUGGCCGCGUCUCGAUCCAUUGUAUGGUCCCCGCAUGCCGAUCGCAGCCAAUUCCUUGUCAGUGGAGCGGAAUUGAAACUGUACGAAUGGAUUCCUGAAAAUGAAGGAACGCCUGCCAGGGCCCAGUUUCUCUCCAGCAUACCCAAUAUUACGCUAAUGAUGUGCGUCGACUGGUCUCCCGAUCCGUAUUGCCAGGACCUCAUUGCAGUUGGUUUGACUACCGGCAAGACGCUCCUUGUACGAAUGGGCGAUUACGCUUUACCUGAAUCGAGCUACCCUUACAACGAUAAUUCGACCGCACUUCGAAAUAAUGUCAACGUGCCUGCCCGUCCUCAGAAAAUGCAUAAUAGCGGAACGCAGCAGUAUCCUGUGCUGGGCGUGAAAUUAUCGCGUCAAUGCAACGUUGUAUCGUUCUCAAAAUCGCAUCCUCAUCUACUCGCCACGGGCUUGGAAAAAGUGCGCAACGAUCCAUGCUUACUUGUGUGGGAUAUUUCCCAAGCCAUCGAUAGCUAUUGCAACACGCCCUCUGGAUCUCAGACACCCACCACGACACAUCAUAAGAAACCAACGUCCCAGGAUGCACCAAGAUCAUCGCCAAUCGGUGUAGGAUGGAAUAUUUAUGCAAACGACCAACAGCAUCCCAUAGCGAGCAGUAUCCCCGCCCGACCGAAACAUGAGUUUUUGCCAAAUAACUUUGUCGCUCAGCAAACCGGCGGGCCGUCGAAUGCGCCUCCUUACCGAGAGCAGAAACCUUUGUAUCAAUUUGGAUCCUCGGAAGCCAUUGCUUCCUGUGCAUGGUCUGUUCAUGGCGGAUCUCCAUUGUUGAUAGCAGGCAUGGCGAACAAGUACCUGCGAGUGUACGAUAUCCGAGUGGAUUCCGGGGCGAGCCCCUUGCAAUUCUCCACCAAGGCCGUCUACGGCAUUACCGUGGACCCUUUCAACCCAUAUCGAGUGGCCUCUUUUGCGGACGAAUCGGUGAUUCGAUUGUGGGAUACCCGCAAACCGACAGAAUCUAUCCUCACUUUGAAUGCUGACAGCUCGAGUAAAAAUAGUAUUUCUCGCAUCGCGUUUUCACCCACCCGAGCCGGUAUCCUUGCUUCCUUGUCCCGCGACGGCUAUGAUCUCAAUCUCUGGGAUAUCCAGGAAACCAUCACUUCCUCACGAAUGGUGAUGCCGUCGAUUUCAGACCAGCGAUCCAGUCCAGCCAAUAAUCCUAUUUAUGCACACAAUUUGCAGGAUCGGCCGUCGUCACGUACGGGGCGACUCGAACGAACAGCCUCCUCCACCGGUCUGGCACGCUUAGCCAACAUUACCGAAGAUGAUCUCAGUAUACCCGUGCUUUGGAAGAACAGGAAAACACCCAUGAGCAGCAAACCUCUUACUUCGUUUGCUUUUAUACCCAAUUCCAUGUCGGAUCGCGUUUCCGAGUCGGUCCAACGUUUCUUAACCAUGCACAAAGACGGUCAAUUUGAAGCGGUGACUCUGCAAGACGCUUGCAAAAUAUCAUGGCAAGCAUGCGGCGGCAUGGCAAUGACGGCCGACAAUCACUUGCUGAUGUAUGAUUCAAAAAAUGUUGUUCAAGAGGAAACUGCAGGACAGGAAUCCUUGGAAGUAGCAUUUGACCAAGUUCACUUGGAAGAACAGAUUGCUAAUUCGACCGAUGGGGAUCUUGACAAAAGCCAAAAGCCGCGUAUGAGCGUGGACCGAAUAAGAACCAUGUUCAAUGGUUCUGUUGCUAAAGAAUUGGCCAGUGAUAUUUCCGUCUUGAUGCGCAAGCGUGUCAUUGAUGGAUAUUCCAUGGAUUGUACAAAAAAUAUAGAAAUUGUGAAAAAAGAUCGCAAGCUGCGCGAACUCUGGUCUUGGAUGGAGCGGGCUGAUGCAAUGUCCAAAGGAAGUGCGCAAAUCGGAAAUAUCGACUACAGUUUUCAAGGUGUCUAUGGCAUUUGGAUGGGGCCAGUGUCUCAGGGUCGUCGAUCAUCCCCUGGAAGUACGCCCAAGCUUGGUGGCUCGGGAUCGGCAAGACAAAAUAUGGGACAAAAGGGAACCCAAAAAUAUAUGUCCAAGGAUAACCAAAAACCACCGUCGCCCAUUGCCGAAGUCGCUGGGAAAGCCGAUACCGGUUUAGCAAUGGUACAAACCGCCAAAAUGGCUCAAAGGCAAUUAGCUUUGGCUGCAUGCGGCCUGCGAUUUAAUGCUACGGAGCUGGAGACGCAACUGAUUAGAUUGGAAUCCAAUGGAGAAUACGACAAAGCAGCAGGCUGGGCUUUAUUCCAUGGUCUACCGGAACGUGCUAUACAAGCUCUCAGUAGCGUGCGUGGAGACGGUCAAGGGGAAGAUGAUCGACAGCGAAAAUGGAUGUCUGCUGUGCUGGCUGGAUACCAGAUCAAAAACAGUCAAGAAAAUACGACGUGGCGUCAACUGUGUGAAUCACUCAGCAAUGAUAUGGUAGAUCAUCCGUAUUUACGCGCCAUUUUUGCUUACAUUGCAUCGAAUGACUGGUACUGCGUUCUCAACGAACCCGAGCUGCCAUUGAGAGAACGUAUGGCAGUCGCCUUGCGCGUUCUAGAUGAUGAACAGAUGACUAGAUUUUUGAAUGUGACGCUGGACGAGCUCAUACAGCAAGGCGAUAUGGAAGGUGUGGUUGUGACCGGUCUCACCACCCGUGGUGUUGAUCUAUUUGAUCAAGCUUUGAAUCGAUAUGGGGAUGUACAAACAGCGAGUAUGGUGAUGAGUUUUGUGGUGCCACGUCGCUUCAAAGAUAAACGUGUCGAAGACUGGGUUGAAGACUAUCGAUCCUUGUUGGAUCGCUGGCAGCUGUGGCAUUCUCGUGCAAAAUUCGAUAUUCAGCGCGGAAAGCGUAUGAACGCGAGCGAAAUUGCUCCACCGCAAGUGUACGUACGUUGCACUCACUGCGCUCAAUCGGUCGGUCACAGUCUGUUAAUUCAGAAUGUUCGCAACCGGGAUGGCAAACGAAUGAAUGUGCAAACAAAUAUAUCGUCAGCUGGAGGACGCAUGGCAGGAAAGCAAAAGUCCACCGUUUGUCCAAGCUGCCGUAAGCCUUUGCCGAGAUGUGCUCUGUGCUUACAACAUAUGGGGACACCGAGCGAUUCGUCUCGACAAAUGAUGGCGAACAACGACAUUCAUCACACGGACGCAUCCGGAUUUGAUCUGUGGUUCACAUGGUGUCAAACAUGUCGUCAUGGUGGUCAUGCGAUGCAUAUGUCCGAAUGGUUUCAAAAGCAUUCCAUUUGUCCCGUGAGCGAUUGUUCCUGUCAAUGUCAAUUCUAAAUUCUUUGCAAUUUUGUAUCAUAUCUUAAUACAUACAUCGCUGUGCGAUACUAGUCAUUCUACGCGUC
Messenger RNA from Radiomyces spectabilis, 3439 nucleotides. RefSeq lists its product as uncharacterized. Gene Ontology annotation, cellular component: cytoplasm. Gene Ontology annotation, molecular function: protein binding. NCBI's taxonomy places the organism in Eukaryota, Fungi, Mucoromycota, Mucoromycetes, Mucorales, Radiomycetaceae. The record is from RefSeq and is a predicted model, not a curated record. Bases 84 to 3371 code for a protein of 1095 amino acids. The transcript is spliced from 17 exons. Gene Ontology annotation, biological process: positive regulation of TORC1 signaling.